AUGCUUCAACCUCGGAUCGUUGGUGAGGAACAUUACGAAACCGCCCAAAGAGUUAAGCAAACUUUACAACGUUACAAAGAACUCCAGGACAUUAUAGCUAUCCUUGGAUUGGAUGAAUUAUCCGAAGAGGAUCAUUUACUCGUAGCAAGAGCGCGAAAAAUUGAGCGUUUCUUAUCACAACCCUUUUUUGCAGCAGAAGUAUUUACCGGUUCUCCAGGAAAAUAUGUUGGUCUAGCAGAAAUAAUUCGAGGAUUUCAAUUGAUCCCUUCCAGAGAAUUUGAUGGAAGCUACCGCGAAGGCUAUGAACUUAGAAAUGGAGAGCAAUUUGAAGAAACGGCCUUAAAUCUUAGUGUACUGACCCCUAAUCGAAUUGUUUGGGAUUUAGAAGUGGAAGAAAUUGUUUUAUCUACUAAUAGCGGUCAAAUUGGCAUAUUACCAAAUCACGCCCCUAUUGCCACAGCUGUAGAUAUAGGAAUUUUGAGAAUACAUCUUAACGACCAAUGGUUAACGAUGGCUCUAAUGAGUGGUUUUGCUAGAAUAGGAAAUAAUGAGAUCACUGUUUUAGUAAAUGAUGAGGAGAAGGGUAGUGACUUUGAUCCACAAGAAGCUCAGCAAACUCUUGAACUAGCGGAAGCUAAUGUGAAAAAGGCUGAAGGAAGGAGACAAAAAAUUGAGGCAAAUCUAGCUCUCCGACGAGCUAGAACACGGGUGGAGGCUAUCAAUCCGAUUUCAUAACUAGUUGGUACGUUCGAAUAAUAAAAAGAAGUUCUCUUUCUAAUCCUAUUUAGAUUCUGUCGGGUGAAUACAAUCAAAUAUAAUCAAACAGA
Messenger RNA from Nicotiana tabacum (common tobacco), 827 nucleotides. NCBI's taxonomy places the organism in Eukaryota, Viridiplantae, Streptophyta, Magnoliopsida, Solanales, Solanaceae. The record is from RefSeq and is a predicted model, not a curated record.